ACAAGCAAAUCGUGAACUGAUUCAGAAUCAAUGCGGUGUGCAGCGGCGCUGCUGCCAUGGCUUGCAGUUUGCGCAAGAGCUGAGACCGUCGUCAGUUCCCAAAUCAUCCACUGCGAUGAUGCCAACGACUGCGAAGAUGCAAGCAACAUGCUGCUGCUGCAAGUGUCCUUGCAAUUGAAUACGUCCAAGGCUGAAGCUCCUACCCACCACGCAGAUACCAAGAGGACAGUCGCCGGCGACUUGCAAGAGCUGGACUUGCGCCAGUUGCGCUCGGAGAUGGGCCAAGUGCUGGGAGAGAGCCAGCUGGAUGUCAAGCUCGCCGCGGUGGUGAUCGUGGUCACCGUGGCCAUGACGCUUUGGUUCCUCCGUAGCAGCGCAGACUCUGCCGGGCAAGGUGUGGCCAGUGAUGAGGCGUCGUUCUUUGCUUGCUACUUCAUCGUUUUCAUGGAUGCCUUUGGCUUCGGCAUCUUCGCGCCCUUUGUGCCUGUUCUGGCAAAGACCUUUGGCAUGAACGCGCGGAGCGUUGCAGGUUUGCUGACGGCCUUCUCCUUUGCGCAGGCUUUCAACACGCCAGUCUUCGGCUACUUGUCGGACCGCAUCGGCAGACGGAAGGUGCUGCUGAUUGCUGUGGGCGGCGAGGUCCUUGCCUACACUGUGCUGAGCUGCGCAAGGACCUUCACUGGGCUUUUGAUGGGCUACGCUGUGGCCGGCGCUGCCUCGGCCACGAUCGGAGUGUGCAACGCCUACAUCGCGGACAUCACAACUGAGGAUGAACGCCCUGUGCGGAUGGCACAUGUGAACGGCAGCAUUGCUUUGGGCAUCAUGACUGGCCCCAUGGUGGGCGGCCUCAUCAGCGAUCAAGGCUUUGCGUCUGCCUGCCGCAUUUGCUCUCUCCUGGCUGCAUCGAAUUUGACCUUCACCUGCUUUUGCCUGAACACGCCCGUCAUCAAGGCACCGUUGCGGCCGCCCACGCCGAAGAAUGGGGACAAGGCGGCGGAGUCGCCGAGUAUGCCGGCGCUGGCCUGGGUGCUGUGCGUUGGCGCUUUCCUUGGCGAGGCUGGAAUGGCUGCCUGGGAAAGUUGCGCCGCUCUCUAUCUUAUGGACCGCUACUUUUGGGCAUACCCCGCGCCAGCGACCUCCAGCUCCCAGUUCUUCGCGGGCAGUAUGGCCGCUACUGGCGUGACAGUGAUCUUCGUCACCGUCUUCCUCUUCCCGUGCAUGAACGCCUACUUCAAGCAGUGGUAUACAGUCUGCAUUGGCACAACGGUGCGCAUUACGGGCUUCGUGUGUUUGGCCGUGGCCCCCACCAAGUGGAUCUUCCUCAUGGGGCAAGGUAUGAUCUGCAUUGGAGACAACCUGGGUGGCCCCAAUCAGUCAUCCCUGCUGACAGAAGUGGCUGGACCAUCUGCGUAUGGCACAUGCCUAGGUGCCCAGUCCGCCUUCCAAGCCAUGGCCCGAGUCUUUGGCCCUAUCAUCUUCGCCUCCCUCUACGAGGACUUCAGCCACUCUGCGCCGUGGCUGGUUGUAGCAGCACUUGGCUUGAUCUCUGCCAGCUUAUGGUUCUACGCGUUCAGUGCGAGCAGACAGCAGCUGGAGAAUGACAUCCCCGCGAAAACUGCAGCGUGAUGACAGCUUCAAUUGUAUCAAUUUCCCUCUUGAGGACCUCAGCAAAAGCAUGGUCCUUGGAUUGCAAGUAGUGCACGUGUACAGGCCGGAGAGUACAUGUCUGUCAGGAACAGGCAGCUACUUGUUCUUUUGCUAGCAAGAGCUGCCCACUUUGCACGCUUUGGAUGAUGCUUGAGGUGUGGCUAAAGGAAGGCCGCGAUCGCUGCUCUUGAAGCAGGAGUUGACAUGAUAAGU
Effrenium voratum is the source of this 1860-nucleotide messenger RNA. NCBI's taxonomy places the organism in Eukaryota, Dinophyceae, Suessiales, Symbiodiniaceae. The record is from the annotation of a GenBank genome assembly.